Messenger RNA from Micropterus dolomieu (smallmouth bass), 1307 nucleotides. Its product is annotated as arf-GAP with dual PH domain-containing protein 1-like. Gene Ontology annotation, molecular function: phosphatidylinositol bisphosphate binding; GTPase activator activity. The record is from RefSeq and is a predicted model, not a curated record. The annotation marks the transcript as partial. Gene Ontology annotation, cellular component: intracellular membrane-bounded organelle; plasma membrane. Lineage: Eukaryota; Metazoa; Chordata; Actinopteri; Centrarchiformes; Centrarchidae. Gene Ontology annotation, biological process: positive regulation of GTPase activity. The transcript has 10 exons.
UCAGUGAGGGAGAGAGAGAGAAACAGAGAGACAGAGAGAGAGAGAGGUUUCCCUAGCAAUCGGCUCAGAUCGUCCGGUCUUCUCCCUCUCCAGUCUUUCUUCUCCACUUCAGAUCGGAGGUGACAGGUGAUCGGGCUGUCUGUCUGUCGGAUGUUCUUGGGCAGGAUUCUUCCCACCGCGGUGAGGCUGGACGGAUAAACUCACCAUGGCGCUGGAACCGGAGGGGAACAACCGGCUCCUGCAAGACGUGCUGGCGAGACCGGGCAACGAAACGUGCGCGGACUGCGGCAAUCCAGAGCCGGACUGGGCGUCGCUGACUUUGGGUGUGUUUGUUUGCCAGGCCUGUUCGCUCCUUCACCGGAGCAUUCCCCACAUCAGCCGGGUCAAGUCUGUCCAGGACACGUGGGAUGCCAGCGAGGUGGAGUUGAUGGCUGCUACGGGAAACAAUGCAGCCAAGGCCAAAUAUGAGCAGAAGGUUCCGGCUUUCUACUACAGACCAACACACACUGACUGCAAGCUGCUGAGAGAGCAGUGGAUCAGAGCGAAGUACGAGAGGAAUGAGUUUGAGUUUAUCGAAAAACAGGAGCCUUACUCUGCAGGGUACAGAGAGGGGUUUCUAUGGAAACGAGGAAGAGACAACGGUCAGUUUCUCAGCCGAAAGUUCAUCCUGUCGGAGAGGGAGGGAGCGCUGAAAUACUUCAACAAGCAGGAUGCCAGGGAUCCCAAAGCAGUGAUGAAGAUUGAGACCCUCAAUGCCACCUUCCAACCGGCCAAGAUUGGCAACCCCUGUGGUCUGCAGAUCACCUACCUGAAAGACAACAGCACAAGGAACAUCUUUGUCUACCACAGUGAUGCUAAGGAGAUGGUUGACUGGUUCAAUGCCAUCAGAGCAGCCAGGUUCCACUACCUACAGGUGGCCUUCCCUGGAGCAAGUGACGAAGAGCUGGUACCCAAACUAACCCGAAACUUCAUGAAAGAAGGCUUUAUGGAGAAAACAGGUCCAAAGCACACAGAGGGCUUCAAGAAGAGGUGGUUUACUAUGGAUGACAGAAGACUCAUGUACUUUAAAGACCCUCUGGAUGCCUAUGCCCGUGGUGAGGUGUUCAUUGGCAGUAAGGAGAACAGCUACACUGUCCUAGCCGGCUUGCCCCCCUCCACACAGGGCUACCACUGGAACAAUGGCAUCACCAUUGUCACGCCAGACAGGAAGUUCCUGUUUGCCUGUGAGACCGAGGCAGAGCAGCGGGAUUGGAUAGCUGCCUUCCAGAGGGUUAUUAAUCGACCAAUGAGGCCACAGGAAUAUGCAG